AUGGCCCAAAGGCGGUGGCCUGUCAAUAAUAAUGGGCUGGACCAGUUUACCAAUAGCGAUUUACUGCUCAAAUCCUCUUUUCAUCUUUUGUAUUUCACACAAAUCUCUCUCUGUCUCUCGCACUCGCGUUCGUACACACUCGCCACUGAUAAGUCCCUCACUCCAUUUUCGUUUAGCGCGGCUUCACAUGGGUAUCUUGAAGAUUUAGUGUCAGAACUGGAAGUGUCCUUGUUCCUUGCUCUAGUCGUAGCUAAGGGUGUGCAUAUUUCGACUAAAAUCGACCGAAGCGAUCAAAUUGAAAAUUUCGUCGAAAUGGGUGAGAAGAAGAAGGCUGGUGCUAUGCUGGUGAGGCUCGUCUCAGCUGCAGGGACUGGGUUUUUCUACGUGGUGAAAAAGACAAAGAGGCUUCAGAGCAAUAAUAUCAAGCUUGAGUUCCGAAAGUACGACCCUCGUGUGAACCGCCAUGUUCUGUUCACCGAGGCCAAGAUGAAAUGA
Messenger RNA from Striga asiatica, 495 nucleotides. The record is from the annotation of a GenBank genome assembly. Lineage: Eukaryota; Viridiplantae; Streptophyta; Magnoliopsida; Lamiales; Orobanchaceae.